AUGGUCUGGGCCAACUACGUCUUCCUGGGCUGCCGGUACCCGGCCCAGGUGAUGGCGAAGGCACUGGACAUGGCCCAUGGGCUGGUGGUGAGCAGCGCACCUGCUCGCUCCGCCGCCACCACCACACACCACCCGGUUGCCAAGGUGAAGAAAAGAGGCAUAUCGAGUAGCAAUGAAGGGGUAGAGGAGCCUUGCAAGAAACAAGCUGUUGAGAAGAGCAAAGAUUCCAAGGAUGUUGGAAGUGACGGCAAAUCUACAGAAGCCUGCAAGGAGAUAGAGAGCACCUUGCCUAAAAGGCAGAGAAAGGAUGCGGAUGAGAAUUCAGCAAAGGAUUUGGAAAGCUCAAAGCCAGCCUUUACUUUGAACCAAAUACCUGGCACAGCACGAGAUGCAGGCACAGAAAUGAAAGCUGCUGGUCAUGAAGCCACCACCAAGCAUAAUCCAGCUCCCACCUCUUCAUUGGCAACUGAAUCAAAGGCAAGCUGUAGCUUGAAUCUGAAGGAUAGCAAACAAGAAAAUGUGUUGCUGCCUGAAAAGAAAAAUGUAUUGGUGAGCACUCCAGCACUGGUGGCCUCCAAGAGCGGUCCCCAAGCAAAUGCUCCAGUGCCAGUGGCCUCCAAGAGCAGUUCCCAGGUGGGCAUCUCAGUGCCGGUGGCCUCCAAGAGUGGUUCCCAAGCGGGUGCUUCAGCGCCAGUGGCCUCCAAGAGUGGUCCCCAGGCAGGUGCCUUGGGGCCGGUAGCCUCCAAGAGUGGUCCCCGGGUGGGCACCUCGGUGCUGGUGGCCUCCAAGAGUGGUUCCCAAGCGGGUGCUUCAGUGCCAGUGGCCUCCAAGAGUGGCCCCCAGGCAGGCCCUUCCGUGCCGGUGCCCUCAAAGAGCGGUCCCCAGGUGAGCACUCCAGCACCGGUGGCUUCCAAGAGCAGUUCAGGGGCAAAUGUUACAGUGCCGGUGGCCUCCAAGAGCGGUCCGCAGGCGAGCGCUGCUGUGCCGGUGGCCUCCAAGAGCGGUCCGCAGGCGAGCGCUGCUGUGCCGGUGGCCUCCAAGAGCGGUCCGCAGGCGAGCGCUGCUGUGCCGGUGGCCUCCAAGAGCGGUCCGCAGGCGAGCGCUGCUGUGCCGGUGGCCUCCAAGAGCGGUCCGCAGGCGAGCGCUGCUGUGCCGGUGGCCUCCAAGAGCGGUCCGCAGGCGAGCGCUGCUGUGCCGGUGGCCUCCAAGAGCGGUCCGCAGGCGAGCGCUGCUGUGCCGGUGGCCUCCAAGAGCGGUCCGCAGGCGAGCGCUGCUGUGCCGGUGGCCUCCAAGAGCGGUCCGCAGGCGAGCGCUGCUGUGCCGGUGGCCUCCAAGAGCGGUCCGCAGGCGAGCGCUGCUGUGCCGGUGGCCUCCAAGAGCGGUCCGCAGGCGAGCGCUGCUGUGCCGGUGGCCUCCAAGAGCGGUCCGCAGGCGAGCGCUGCUGUGCCGGUGGCCUCCAAGAGCGGUCCGCAGGCGAGCGCUGCUGUGCCGGUGGCCUCCAAGAGCGGUCCGCAGGCGAGCGCUGCUGUGCCGGUGGCCUCCAAGAGCGGUCCGCAGGCGAGCGCUGCUGUGCCGGUGGCCUCCAAGAGCGGUCCGCAGGCGAGCGCUGCUGUCGCCCCGGCGCCUGUGGCUUCCAGGGGCGGUCCCCAGGCGAGCGCCCCGGCGCCUGUGGCUUCCAGGGGCGGUCCCCAGGCGAGCGCCCCGGCUCCUGUGGCUUCCAGGGGCGGUCCCCAGGCGAGCACUCCAGCACCAGUGGCUUCCAAGAGCAGUUUGCAAGCAGGCACAUCACUGUUGGCUUCCAAGGGAAUUUCACAAAGUGCUCCAGCACCAUUGGCUUCCAAGAGUGGGUCACAGGCAAGCACACCAAUGCUGUUGGCUUCCAAAACUGGUUCACAGGUGAGCAUUCCAAUGCUGUUGGCUUCCAAGAGCGGAUCACAGGCAAGCGGUUCAUUCUUGGCUUCCAAGAGUGGAUCACAGGCAAGCGCUUCACUCUUGGCUUCCAAGGCUGGGUCACAAGCAAGCGAAAGUUCUGCUAAAGUACUGCGUAAGCCUUUAACCAGUGAAGAUGCAAAGGAAAGACAGCCUUUUUUUAAUAGAUUGUACAAAGCUGUAGCCUGGAAAUUGGUUGCUGUUGGAGGCUUUAGUCCUAAUGUAAAUCAUGCAGAACUCUUGAACUCAUCCAUUCAGUCCGUAAAAGCUACCUUAGAUGUUGCUUUUGUUCCACUGAAGGAGCUUGCAGACUUGCCUCAAAAUAAGAGCACUCAGGAAAAUGUAGUUUGUGAACUGAGGUGCAAAUCUGUCUAUUUGGGUACUGGAUGUGGAAAAAGUCAGGAAAAUGCCAAAGCAGUUGCUUCAAGGGAAGCUUUAAAAUUAUUCCUGAAGAAAAAAGUUAUUGUAAAGAUCUGCAAAAGAAAGUACAGAGGAAGAGACAUUGAAGAUUUGGUACUACUCGAUGAAGAAGCAAAACCUUCAAACUUACCUCCAGCUCUGAGAAAUCCUCAGGAGAUUCUGUAGGGCAGUGGGGGAAAUCACUGUUUAUACCACGUAUAGUAUUCCAACAUAAGAACUGAAGGUUAAUUUUGUACUCAAAAUGUAGGCUUCCAGAGAUUUUGUAUUUCUUUCUCGGUUAUGCAGAACAGUUAUAUUGUUCCUUUCACUUCGUAGCAAUUGUAAAUAAUUUGUUAGAGAUGAAAAGUGCGCAUUUAAAGAUAUGCCUUAACAUAUAGCACACUAGUGUGCUGUUUUAUUUGCUAAAUAGUCUAAGUCUUCUAUUUUUAAUUAAAUGAGUAAGGUACAAUUUGCUGUUUAUAGUCUGAGAAUUUUGUAAUCUUACAGUUUGGUGGCUGUGUGCUCAGUUGUAUACUACAUCUUUUUUUAGCUGCAUAGGAAUGUGUAUAUAGGGACCAUAGCACUUGAAUGGUCAAAAGUUGUUAAAAAUUUCAAUUAGAGUUUAAUCAUUUUGUUUGAAAUACAUGUAUGUUGCCCAUAAUGCUCACUGUUCCUCUUGAAAGGAAAGAAAAUAGUUGUUGGACUAUUUUUAUGAAAAGUUGUAACAUUUUAAAUCUAAUUAUAAAAUGAUAUGCAGAUUCUAUUUAACAUUAUUAUACUAGCAAAUUAUCAGUAAACAAUCACCCAGGUGACUUCAACUACGAAAACUCUAAGCAGAUUUAAUUUGAGAUUUUGUGAAAUACCAUUUACACUGUUUUUCCAAGUAAACAUGGAUUUCUAUAUUACGCAUAUUUUAUGACUGCUACUAAAACAAUCUUCUGAGAUGCCCUCUUCUACUGUUUUGUUUUAGCUGUUAAGCAUUUUGACCAUUUUGAUGAUUGUUGGUAACACUUUUUUAAAAGAAAUGUACACUAGCUUCAGUGUGAGGGGUUUCAGGAGGUAAUCCCAGAAGUACUAGUUGCUCAUUCUGUAUAGUUUUAUUGAGGUGAUACAGAUGUAAAACUCAGAAAGCAUUUUCUAAUAAACAAUGGAAUGCACACUAA
Gavialis gangeticus (Gharial) is the source of this 3491-nucleotide messenger RNA. RefSeq names its product CDKN2A interacting protein (gene CDKN2AIP). The transcript is spliced from 5 exons. Bases 1 to 2514 code for a protein of 837 amino acids. Lineage: Eukaryota; Metazoa; Chordata; Crocodylia; Gavialidae. Gene Ontology annotation, cellular component: nucleoplasm; nucleolus. The record is from RefSeq and is a predicted model, not a curated record.